UGGGUCAGAGGCUGAUGAGUCACUAUAUAAGACAGGCAAGGACAAGAAGGUGUAUGUUAGUGUACACUCCAUUCUCUCGUGGCUCGCACACGCGGCAGUGGAUGGAGAAUUUUUGGCGAGUUGUGACAGAAUUCGUAACUCAUUGCAUUUUAUUCGCGCGCCGCAAUACCUAACCGGCGCGUUGUGGUUUUUAGACUUAAAAAAAAAAAAAACUUGAACUAAAAAAAUUUCUUUCUUCACAUUUUCGAUAGAUAAAAAAAAAGGGGUGCAAAAAUGUUCGCGAAGUGUGUCAUCCAGUGGUUGUCGCAAAUUGGUGGUGCCGAUGCCCUUUCAACCCUUUUGGUAUUCCUUGGUGUAUUGGGAGUGGUGCGAAUUUUACAGUGGAUCAAAACAAUUCGAUCCCUACCACCUGGACCAUGGGGGGUUCCCAUUCUUGGUUAUCUACCCUUUCUCAAGGGAAAAGCUGUUCAUCUUCAUUAUGCCGAAUUGGCCAAGAAGUACGGCUCAAUGUUCAGCGCCAAACUUGGAACACACCUUGUUGUCGUUCUCAGUGAUUAUCGUGCCAUUCGCGAAACUUUUCGCCGAGAGGAGUUCACAGGCAGACCACACACUGAAUUCAACAACAUCCUCGGUGGAUACGGUAUUAUUAAUACCCAGGGUGCUUUGUGGAAAGAUCAAAGAAAAUUCCUUCAUGAAAAAUUGCGAAGCAUGGGAAUGACUUAUUUGGGUGCAGGAAAAAAGAUAAUGGAGUCUAAAAUUAUGCAAGAAGUGGAUUCUUUUAUCAAAGGAUUGACAUUGAGACGAGGUGUACCAACAAAUAUGUCUUAUUCUUUGAGCAUGGCCAUCAGCAAUGUUAUCUGUUCAAUUACCAUGGGGGUACGCUUUCACCAUGGUGAUUCAAGAUACAAAAAAUUCAUGUCUCUCACUGAAGAAGGUUUCAAACUUUUUGGUAGUAUUGUUUAUGUGAAUUUUCUACCUAUUUUGAAAUAUCUUCCUGGACUGAAAUACGUGAUGAGUAAACUCGAUCAAAAUAGAGGUGAGAUGGCGAAUUUUUUUCAAGACAAUGUGGAGCAACAUAGAAAUACUUUCGACGCGGGCAAUAUCAGAGAUCUUGUCGAUGCAUAUCUUUUAGAGAUUGAGAAAGCCAAGGAUGAGGGACGCGAACUCUUUCAAGGAAAAAAUCACGACCGUCAGUUGCAACAGAUCUUAGGAGAUCUCUUCACAGCUGGAAUGGAGACGGUGAAAACAACAUUGGAGUGGGCUGUGGUUCUCAUGUUGCACCAUCCAGAGGCAGCACGUGCAGUUCAGGAGGAGUUGGACCAAGUUGUGGGAAGGUCGAGGAUGCCAACCCUUGAAGAUCUUCCUUACCUUCCACUCACUGAAGCUACCAUUUUGGAAAUUUUAAGGAGGUCCAGCAUCGUCCCCAUGGGAACAACUCACGCCGCCACUAGAGACGUGACGAUGAACGGCUUCACGAUUCCAACUGGUGCGCACGUGGUACCACUUUUGCAUGCAGUGCACAUGGAUCCAGAAUUAUGGGACGAACCAGCUGAAUUUCGACCUGAACGUUUUCUGUCCGCUGAGGGCAAGGUCUGCAAACCAGAGUAUUUCAUUCCAUUUGGAGUUGGAAGACGUAUGUGUUUGGGCGACGUUUUGGCACGAAUGGAACUCUUCCUCUUUUUUAGCUCGCUUCUUCAUACUUUUGAUAUUACGUUACCAGAUGGUGCGUCGUUACCUAGUCUUCAAGGAAAUGUUGGUAUCACUGUGACGCCGGAUCCUUUUGAGGUUUGCCUUUUGCAAAGAAUUCUUAAUAAAGAUUGCGUAGGAGGAUUCGCUGCUGAUGGCACCAGUACUGGGCCACUCAGAAACGUUGGCAGUCAUUAAAAAAAAAAAAAAAAUAUUGACACGUUAGAGCACGGUUUCCGUUCCUAUCACUUUGACGAGGAGGAUGAGUUGAGUUCAAUAUUAAAAGAAAUGUGCAGAUAGAAAUUGACAAUUAGGUGAAGAGUGUGCCAUUUCGGAAAUAAUGAAAUGCAGCUUUAACGGCGUUUUGGUAGCUAAAAUGGUGAUACUUGAUUAUAAGGAUUUGUGGAAUGCAAAGAAGUUGGUGACUGAUGAAGAUAAAAGAAGAGAUACCUCCUCAAUUAUUUGCGGAAUAAAAGUACAAAUUGGAGCCUUGGAUCGUAACCCCGCUCAUAAAUAAAUAUAUAUAUUCAACCCGCCGCCAUUUCACAUAUUUAUUUGUAAUGUUGAUUUACUAUUUAUUUGCCUUUAGUUACCGAUUCCUAGGACCUGGAAACGGAUCCAAAAUCCUUCGAAAGUCAAUGUUGUAAUAUUAACAAUUAGAAGGAGAAAACUAAAGAUUAUUUUACAAGACUGGAUAACAAUAUUUGUUUGAGAAAAGAAUUUUUGGAUCAGUGCCCGUUAUAUUUAGUUAGAAGAGGCAUAACUGUGAGACGACAUUUUUACUCUGUUUUAUUAGUUUUUUCAACGUUCUUUUACAUUAAAUUUUAUUCGAUUAUUGACGAAUCGAAGCGCUAAGAGACGCCUUCUUUUUCAUGCAUCCACUGUAAAUAUUUUAUGUGAGUGUUUGAGAUCAUAUUGUAAUUAAGCAUGUGUGAAUGUGUAAUUGAUUGUUAUAAAAGAUUAAUUUAUAUUGAUCGACGAAUGAUCAUUCGUGGGAGUCAAGGAUAUUGCCGGAUAUAUAUCGACGAGAUUGUUACCGGUUAAAAUCUUUGAUCGGAUUUUCUAGUCCGGAAUGUUUUACUUAUUUGUGCGAUAGUUGAUGAGUAAAUGAUAAAUAAUUUUUAUAUGUGUGAACAUUUCAUAUUUGCGAUUGAUUGAUAGUUACAUUUAUGUAUAUAUAUAAAAGCGCUCAUAUUAAAUGGGCCCUGUGUUCACUCAUCGACCGUGAUUUAUGUAUAUUUUUGGCGUAAUUUAAUAUCUUUUGAUACGAAAAUAAAAAAUUGUUUUUGAAAAA
Leptopilina boulardi is the source of this 2980-nucleotide messenger RNA. RefSeq names its product cytochrome P450 18a1 (gene Cyp18a1). The transcript has 5 exons. Gene Ontology annotation, biological process: xenobiotic metabolic process. Lineage: Eukaryota; Metazoa; Arthropoda; Insecta; Hymenoptera; Figitidae. The record is from RefSeq and is a predicted model, not a curated record. Bases 274 to 1884 code for a protein of 536 amino acids. Gene Ontology annotation, molecular function: oxidoreductase activity, acting on paired donors, with incorporation or reduction of molecular oxygen, reduced flavin or flavoprotein as one donor, and incorporation of one atom of oxygen; iron ion binding; heme binding. Gene Ontology annotation, cellular component: cytoplasm; intracellular membrane-bounded organelle.